This is a messenger RNA of Fonticula alba, 345 nucleotides long. RefSeq lists its product as hypothetical. The transcript is spliced from 2 exons. NCBI's taxonomy places the organism in Eukaryota, Rotosphaerida, Fonticulaceae. The record is from RefSeq and is a predicted model, not a curated record. The coding region runs from base 1 to 345 and encodes 114 amino acids.
AUGGACCGACGCGGUACAUGGGGAGCCGAGGCCGUCAAACACCGGCGGGAGCCUGCGCACCGGGACCGCAGCCGCAGCCGGGACCGCAGCCGCAGCCGGGACCGCAGCCGCAGCCGUGGCCAGGAUCGUGGCCGCGACCACAGCCGGGAUCGCUACCGCUAUCGCAGUCGUAGCCGUAGCUACAGCCCUGACCGUGGCCGUGGGCGCUAUCGCGGUCGUAGCCGUAGCCGUAGUCCCCCCUAUGCCGGCCGGAGGUUCACCGACGCCGGCCGCCAUGAUCGUGGCCGUCAUCGUGACCGCAGCCGCAGUCGCUCGCCCGGGGGCCACUACCGGCAGCCUCGCUAA